CAGUGCGGCGGAGCCGGCGGCGGCGGGCGGGCGGGUGAGGCGCCCCAUUGGGCCCCGCCGCAGGGAACCGGCCGUGGCCGCGCAGCGGGGCCGUGGGGCCGCGGGCAGGCACCGGCCGGCGGCCCCACCGGGGUUUGGCUCCAUAUCCCGCUCCCUUGCCUGCCGGUGGGGGGGGAGAGUGGCUGCGGGGACCCCAGGCAGGCAUGGUCGGCUACGACCCGGAGGCCAAGUGCGUCUCCACGGCUGAAGCGGCUGCAGCAGGAUCAGCGUCUGGCUUGGUCACUCGGGUCCUUGUCAGCCCCUUGGAUGUCAUCAAGAUCCGCUUUCAGCUUCAGAUUGAGCAGCUCUCUGCCAGAAACCCAGGGGCUAAGUAUCACGGCAUCUUGCAAGCUGCACAGCGCAUCUUCCGGGAAGAGGGGUUGGUCGCCUUCUGGAAGGGCCAUGUUCCCGCUCAGUUCCUUUCAGUUGGCUACGGAGCUGUCCAGUUCAUGGCGUUUGAAAGCUUGACAAAGCUGGUGCACAACGUCACCUCAUACAAUGCCCGCGAUUCCUUUGUGCACUUCGUCUGUGGUGGACUGGCUGCUUGCACAGCCACUGUUGCAGUUCAACCUGUUGACACACUACGCACCCGCUUUGCUGCUCAGGGUGAGCCUAAGGUCUAUCACAACCUUCGCCAUGCAGUGAUGACCAUGUACCAAACAGAAGGGCCUCGGACUUUCUAUAGAGGUUUGACCCCCACAAUCAUUGCUAUCUUUCCGUACGCUGGUUUCCAGUUCGCCUUCUACAACAUCCUGCAACAGUUUUCUGAAUGGGCGAUUCCAGCUGAAGGGAAGAAAGGAGGUAACAUUAAAAACCUUGUUUGCGGCAGCUGCGCCGGAAUCAUCAGCAAAACCCUCACUUACCCUUUUGACCUCUUCAAAAAACGACUGCAAGUGGGUGGCUUUGAGCAUGCCCGGGCGGCCUUUGGGCAGGUACGGAUAUAUAGGGGUCUCCUGGACUGCAUGAGGCAGAUCAUGCAAGAGGAGGGCCCGGGUGCAUUCUUUAAGGGCCUUUCACCCAGCUUGCUGAAGGCUGCUGUCUCUACUGGCCUUGUCUUCUUUUGGUAUGAGCUGUUCUGCAGCCUCCUGUGUGCCCUGAAGAGCAGCGAUAGCACCACGAGGAAGGAGGGCUGAAAGGGGCAUGUAUAAAGCUACCUGGUGUUCUCCUGGAGGAGGGGAAGCUGACGGCUUUGCUCUGUCUUGAGCAUGUUGGAAAUAUCAGAGCUCCCAGAGCUCCACCAGCCUGUAGGAAAUCACCUCCUGGGACCAAGCAGAAGGAGAAGGUGACGGCAGUUCUACUGAGGACGCUGAACUGCUUUGCUGGAAGCUGUUCAGCUGAGCACUUUUUUACUCCGUCUCCUCUAAUACCAGCACACGUUUAGUGGGGGGAGAGGGGAACCGAGCGGGCAGCUACCUAGCAGAGACCGCUCUGAAAAGGCAUCCUAUAAAGCAGAUGGAUUCCUGUGCUUGUCCUGGAGCGGCAGAGAGGGAUCCUGGCCUAGCUAGUGCUGCUUAACCAACGUAACACCACUUCCUAUCACUGCAUCUGCACAGCUUUAUUUCCUUGCUUGUGGCCUGCUUGUUUGCACCAUCCUCUUCUCUCAGUGUUGCUCAGGUAGCUCUGCCCUGCUGUUGUGAAGUCAGUUUAAGCCUCUCUAGUGUGCACAGACCCUCGGUUUUCCUUUUCUUUGCUGCCAGCUGCUGCUUCAUGAUCACCACGUGCCGGCUGCGCAUCCUCAGCCACCUUAAACGGAGGAUCCUCUAGGGGAUCAUGCUGACCCAAACUUUCUCUUUCUUCAACUCUGGUGAGCGUGAUUGUAUCCUGGGUGCCCAUUUCUCUUCCUGCAUGCCUUGCCAUACAUCUCUUAAGGUUUUGCAUUGCCUCAGUCACGCUUUUUACAAGUCGACCUGCAGAUUAAGAACCCUGCUCUAAGGGGAUUCAACGCACAAGCCCAAUUCUUACUUCAGGGUUCUUUGCUUCAGUGCAGUGCGUAAACAAAUGCUGUAUAGAGCUCUAGAAGUAUUAAGUCUAAGUUGGAAUAAUGAAGGAAAAGCCCUGUGGAAACUAGUAAAUGUCUUUUUUUUUUUUUUUAAUACCACUUUUGAAUGUUACUAGCAAGUAUUUCUGUAGUGGCCUCAAAGCAUUUCUGAACCUCAGUCCUAGAGUGGUGCUAACAAAUGAAAAUGUUUUGACAAGAUUAGCCAAGGUGAGAGGGGACUGAGCAUCCAGUCGGAAUGGGCUGGCGUAGCAUGGUGUUUGAUGAGAAAAGGAUGAUUGAACUAGGGCUGGAGAAGUGGUUUUGUGGAGUUUCAAAGGUUUUGUGAAUGGUUAAGAAAAAAACCCCAGACAACUCUGAUUUACAUAACAGGGGAAAAGAGGAAAAUUACUUUCUUCCGCCUCUUUUAUCCUCUGUUUUUUCAAGCUGAGCAGGGUGUGGCUGGACCAGCGCAUGGAAGGCAGACAUCCAAGGAAGAGCCGCUGUGAUACAGGAGCACGUUAGUCAUCUGGCGAGUGGUGGAUAGGGCAGAGCUCUGCAGUUAUUUAGGGGAUGGUUUGAUGGUUCUUCUCUUAACACAGAGCUUUUCGUGGCUCUUUUGCAAUAUUCAGGGUGUUAAUCCCGAAUAGCCUGGCCAAAUUCCAGCAUGACCAAUUCCAUUCUGUUGAUGCAACUUCUCCUGGCGAUUUUGAGCGUUGCUCACGUAUCCUGAACUAUUGUGAGAGGCUGUUUUUAAAGAGGAGCUGUUUCACCGGUGGCUGAGGCAUCUGGAGAGGGUCCUUGCAAGCCCAGGCCAAAUAACUUUGGGUUUGCUGUGGUCUGAGAUCUUGGAGUGUGAAGUGGCUGUUUCACUGCGGGUGACUCCGAGAGCUACGUAAAAUUAAGUUCACGGGGCAGUGUCAGUGUCAGGCAGGAGGCUUGUAUACGAGCCUAGAGGAGGGAGUGUUAGCUGCACGGGCUCUAAAAAUGGGCAGUUUUGCUUAAGGAGAAAACGCAAAGAAUGUUGAGUCAAGUUUCUCAAAGUGCCUCAAUCCUGUUGGCAUUUUCCUGUGUUACUUGGGCUCUUCUGACAUUCCCCCAAAAUCUUCUUAAUGAUAUUUUGCCUUUGUUUAUUGUUCAUCUGGUGUUCUUGGAAAGACAUGAUAACCAGUAAUGAACUUAGCCUCAUGACAUCGUGCUGAGGGAGGGAAACACCUCGUUUUGAAACAGACACAAACAGGUUGGGAUUGUUACUGUCUUUUGGCUGCUGGUAGAGAGGAAUGCUGUCAUGGCUUGCAGGGACAGCAGAACAUCUUCUGUGCUGACCUAGGCUUCCAUAGGAAAUUGGGACUCAUCUGUCCUGCCUAAACAUUACAAGACUCUUGUUUUCCACUUAAUGUCAAAGAGCUGCUGUUAAACUGCACAAAAUAGGGGGAAACCGGUUAGGAGCUCAGCAGAGGGAAUUGCAGCCUGUGGAAUGGGGGGUGAGUUGCUUUGCUUGUCACAGGGGUAAAGAAUAAAGAACAGAAAACUGCUCUGCUCUGAUGUCCCUCGAGCGUGCUGCAGAGCUGGAGGUGAUGCAGGCACGCAACUUGGCUGCUCCGCAGGGAGGGCAGCAACACAGAGUAUAGGGCAGCUCUUCCUCUCUGGGGUAGUUUUUUUCUUCCACUCUGCAUUAAAUGAGCUUGCCUCCGGCCAACAGAUGGCAAAGUCGGAGUUUUAAGUUGUUGUGCCAGGCUGGCCCAGGCUGUGGAAGAGAUGCCCCCUGGUCGGAGGGCGCUGGCACACAGCCUGGCUUAUAGAGACCUUUGGGCUAUUAGUCAUAAAUGUUAGAGGCCCCUAAAGGCAUCUGGUCUUCUAGUGAGUGAAGGAGAAAGAAGUGACAACCUCGACCAUACGAUGUUAGAAGCUGCAUCUAACGGUCGCUUCACCACUCACCUCUGGUCAGCAGCAUCCGGCCCUCUUAAAUCUCCGACGUGCGCUUUGCUAACUGGGAGUCGCUGCUGGGGAGGGGACUGUAGCAGGAACGUUCUUGUCUCUUUGGGAAUGAGGCUGGUUUAGUGCAAAGCGCUGGGAGGACAGGUCUUACUUGUGAUGCUGCUCUGGCAAAACACGCGCUGUUUGAUGCUAAAUUUCCUAGAAUUAGAGGAGCGGGCGACGGGAGAGAUCUGUACGUAGUGACCUUGUUCUUGCAUACGCUGGGGCAGAUUUGCUGGGAAGCUGUGCGCGCCAGUUCCGUUUCAAGGGACAACGCGGUGAGUGACUCGCUGCGAGCCUGCGCCGGUGUUGGCCCGUCGGGGUGGCUGGGAUUUCACUCUGAUGUAAUCCUAUCAGCGGGGAUUUGCCUUGCCUGAAAUGCACCUCGCAAGCUGCUCAGCAACUGCGCUUGUUUUCUUCUAGUGCCUUUUACCAUCCGAAUGUCCACAAGCACUUUAGCAGGCAAGGCGGGCGGCGCGGCGCUGGUUAGGGGAUCCGCCAUCGCUCUCGGCUGGCCGCGGACGGGGCAGCUUUGACGCACAAGUUCUGUGGUGAGCGCGGUUCCCUGCAGCGCCAGCUGGCUCCCCGAGUUCCUAGGACGGUGCUGUUCUCGGGGUGCUCAUCCAGAGCCACAUAGCAUCAUUUUUGAAAAGAAAUGAAUGUUUUACAGUCAGGCAUGGAAUAGAUUGUAUUUAAUUUGGGUUUAAGUUUCUCUUGGAUGUAGAACUGUAAUUCUCUGCGGCAUUUUGCUGUGUUGCCUGGGUGGAUCUUUUGCAGCUGCUGUUGUCUGAAGGCAUCUGAGCACAAAGCGCACAACGCGUGCCUGCCUUUGAGAAAAGGUACAUUAAAUAUUUUGUUAUGGUCA
Phalacrocorax carbo (great cormorant) is the source of this 4856-nucleotide messenger RNA. The record is from RefSeq and is a predicted model, not a curated record. NCBI's taxonomy places the organism in Eukaryota, Metazoa, Chordata, Aves, Suliformes, Phalacrocoracidae.